Molecule: messenger RNA, 1325 nt
Organism: Lotus japonicus
Lineage: Eukaryota; Viridiplantae; Streptophyta; Magnoliopsida; Fabales; Fabaceae
Exons: 2
Coding region: 752-1138 (128 amino acids)
Source: RefSeq, a predicted model, not a curated record
ACCAGUUGGUACUGUUUUCCAAUACAAAGAUGGCAUCUGUCCCAUUAAUAUUUUUUUCAUUUUUAAUUGCUUUUCCUGUAACAAGUCACGGUAAUGCAACUGGUUUCUGCGUUUUUGAAUUCCAAUCAAAGAUACUUCAGUUGUCAAAUCUCACUUUGGAUCCAAUUCAUAUUGUCAAUUCUUUGGCUGAAAUGUUAAUGCUCUCUCUCCAAUCAAUACUUUCUUCAUGCUUUUGCUGCUACAGAGUACGUUUCCUCCUCUUCAUCUUGCAAGUUCAACAUUGGCUUUCCAUUCUUCAUGGCUCCAUGCCUCACCAACACUCAGUCGUCCGCACCGCUUCAAUUGAUAACAAAGAUGGAGAAAAGGGGCCAGCAAGAACAAGAGCCGCCGGAGAUCGUGAAUCCCUUAUUUCGUACGACCCACCAAGCAAGAGAAGACAAUGACUUGUUACAGGGAAAGAAGUGAAGAAUGAAAAAAAUAAUUAAUGGGACAGGUGUCGUUUUUUUAUUGGAAAACAGUAACAACUGUAUGAAUGGUACUGUAUCUUAGUUUUUCCCUUAUAUCUAUUGUGACGAACAAGAGGAAGUUAUUUUCUUACCAAAAAAAUAUGGAUGUUAUUUGGCCAUUGGAUAAAUAAUCACAACACCUAUGAAGGUUCUUAUAAAUUCUAGUUUAAAGCCCAAAUAGAAGGCUCAAUACAGCAACAAUACAUAUAAUUCUUCUUCUUCUUCCCCAAAUCAAUCAAUCAAAGAUGAUGACGCAGCCGCUGCGGCGUUUGUUCCUGAAAUCAGCCUCUUCUCCUUUGAUUUACAUGGCCCGCGCCACCAUGUCCUCUUCCGCCGGCGUCCCCCAUACGAUUCACCGAGUCCACACUGAGAAGCCCCAAAACGAGGACCCUAUGGCUUACUACAUCCGAACCCUCUCCACGGUCCUUGGCAGUGAGGAGGCUGCCAAGAAGGCUUUCGUGGUAGCUUAUGGUGAUGGAGACGGCUUCACUGCUGUUAACCUUACUCCAGACCAGGCUCAUCAAAUUUCAAACCAACCAGGUGUUUAUAGUGUAAGAGAGAACAAUAGGACCUAUAAUCUCCGCAGCUGCUGCGGUACAGAGAAUCUUGAAAUGCAGUUGAUCAAUCUUUGAUUAGCCGUGUAUAAACUAGUGUAUUGUUAUGUAUGGAUUCCAAACUAUCUGUGUCGCAGCCUACUAGUGUAGUGUUCUCUAUGCAUUCCAAACUAUCUAUGUCGCAGCCUACUAGGGCUGUGCUAUGUAUGGAUUCCGAACUAUCUAUGUCGCAGCCUGCGCUUAUAUGUCAAUAAUAACAUAGGAU